Messenger RNA from Aphanomyces invadans, 830 nucleotides. RefSeq lists its product as hypothetical. The coding region runs from base 1 to 804 and encodes 267 amino acids. NCBI's taxonomy places the organism in Eukaryota, Oomycota, Saprolegniomycetes, Saprolegniales, Verrucalvaceae. The record is from RefSeq and is a predicted model, not a curated record. The transcript is spliced from 2 exons.
AUGAAGGCCCAAGGCAAAGCCAGAUUGGCAAAAAGGGUACAGCUGGUAGCAGCACCAGCCUCAGCAGAGGUCUCUUGGCUCAAAGGGAUUGCGUCGCCGGGUGCUUUGAUCGUUUUCGUCAAGACCAAGCGGUCAGUGACAGACAAGGUGCACGUCAAGAUCGACAUGAGUGACACGUUUGCAGAAGAGUCGCGCGACGGACAGGUGGAAAUGCAGUUGCCUGCCCUACAGCCUUCCGAAAACAUGGACGUUGUCGAGUUUCGUCUGCGCUACGUGAACGUUCUGCAGUCGAUGAUUGAGAAGGCGAGCUCUAUCGUGACGAUCGGUCGCCCAUCGGCCACGACCUACGGCAACGAUACGAUCUUGCGCAUCACUGCCGUCGAAGCGAUCGAGUCGGCCCAAGCUCAAGCGACUUUAAGGAACUUGGACGAGAGCAAACGGUUUUUGCUGUCUGCGAUCAACGUGAUGUACCGUGGCAUGGCCAACUUGCGUCUUGACGCCAAAGAGACCACUUCGAUAUUGCUGGCCGACUUGGAAGAGUGUAUGACCAAUUUGUCGAGCAAGGCGGUGUCCCGAGGCCACGGUCGCAUGGCACAGAUGCUCCAAAUGCACUGGAUGCAGAGCCCGAACUAUAUCACAGUUGACGAAGCGGAACUCAGCGUCGGUGAGUGCGCCGUGUGUGGAGGCAAUCACUUGGGUGCCCCACAACAGCAAGCUGCUUCAGCCCCUGGCGGCUACAUGCGCAUCGGAAACUCCAUGCAAAUGCAAAUGAUGCAGAAGGCGUUCAAAGUCACCAAGGAAUAGUUAUGCCUCUUUACCCAGAGUACUUC